Messenger RNA from Triticum turgidum subsp. durum (durum wheat), 1458 nucleotides. The record is from the annotation of a GenBank genome assembly. Lineage: Eukaryota; Viridiplantae; Streptophyta; Magnoliopsida; Poales; Poaceae.
AUGGAGCCGACCGGCCGGAGUACCAAGAGGAUGAGACCCGCGCCACCCGACAUCCACCAAUCGACGCCAGGUCCAGCGGAGACGACCGAUCUGGAAGCCACGACCGCGGGGAGAACCCAACACCCGCCGCCGGGAGCUGGGAGAGAUGGCGGCGAGGGGUCGCCGGACCGCAUCAGCGAUCUUCCCGACGCGGUCCUCGGCGAGAUAAUCUUCCUCCUCCCCACCAAGGACGGCGCCCGCACUCAAGCCCUCGCGUCCCGGUGGCGCCACCUCUGGCGCGCCUCCCCUCUCAACCUCGACUGCCGGGGCCUCUCCGGCAACUUCCCCGGCGCCAUACUCUCCGCCCACGGGGGCCCCGUCCACCGCCUCUGCCUCCCGUCGCUCCUCCUCCAGUACAGAGCCGAUGUGGCAGGCACCUGGCUCCGCUCCCCCUCCCUGGACAAGCUCCAGGAGCUCGAGUUCUACCUAGAGCUGCCAAUAACAUACAGAUUUUCGUUCUCAAGGUUACAGCUGCUGCAACCACCGCCGGCGUCCAUCUUCAGGUUCUCGUCCACUCUCCGCGUUGCCACCAUCAGUCAGUGCCAUCUCCCGGACAAUACUGUGGAGACGCUUCAGUUUCCCCUGCUCAAGAAGCUUGCGCUCGUGGAGGUCAAAAUCUCGGAGGGCUUGCUGCAGAGCAUCAUCACCUCCGGCUGCCCUGCCCUGGAAAGCUUGUUGCUCAGGACUAGUUUUGACAUCCGUGGUCUCAGGAUCAACUCCCCUAUCCUUAAAAGUAUAGGCGUUCAUUCUAGGUUUGUAGAACUCAUCAUUCAGGAUGCUCCUUCACUUGAAAGAUUGCUCUGUCUGAGAAUGGAUAUGAGAAUGCGAGUGUCAGUAAUCUCCGCACCUAGACUGGCGACCUUGGGUUACAUUUCUCAGGAUUCACCGGACUCCAAAAUCAUGUUUGGCUCCACAGUUAUUCAGAGAUUGUGCGUUGUUAGCCUGACAAUGGUGGUGCGUACUGUCAAGAUCUUGGCUGUCCAUAUGAAUUUUAAUCUGGAUAUGGUUAUUGAGUUGAUGAAAUGCUUCGUAUGCCUGGAGAAGUUGUAUAUGAAGAUUCAGACAGAUUCACCAGCAGGAACAAAUUUCUGGCGUCAUAAACACCGGAAUUUUAUCACAUCUCAGGACAUUCGUUUGAAGACCUUAGUGCUAGGGCAUUACCGAGGCAUCCAGGCACAAGUUAACUUUGUCACAUUCUUCAUACUGAAUGCGAAACUGCUAGAGUCCAUCCGACUUGAGGUUGAUUCCAGGGAUUACAAUGACGGAUUUUUCGCAGAACAAUGUAGGAUGCUUCAGAUGGAGAAAAGGGUUUCUAGAGGUGCUCAGCUCUGUGUUACAACAGGUUCUCACAAUGAUGUUUCGAGCACCGUUGACCUCAGUGAUUUGGAUUUGGUUGAUCCAUUCACAUGUAGAUGUUGA